CAGAAUUAAAAGUCCUACCGGAAGUGACGCUCCUGGAAAACAAAGUGACGGCAGGCGAUGUUUGUUGUCAUUACUGUUUUUGUUGUGAAGAGCAAACGCGAGGAUCAUCUUCGCUUGGAUGGACCUAUGGUGAACAUUAUAGAGAGGUGAAAUGUGAGACACGAUGGCUGAUUUUGAAACGUAUCAGGAGUAUCAGCGGAUAGAAGAGUAUGAUGAAGACUCUCCGCCGGGAGAGGAAGAUUUACUCAUCCACGUGCCAGAGGGCCGAGGAGACCCAUGGCAUCAUAUCAAGAAUCUUGACAACUUCUUCACAAGAAUCUAUCAUUUCCAUCAGAAGAAUGGAUUCGCCUGCAUGGUGUUAUCUGAGUUUUUUGAACUUGUGCAGUUCCUGUUUGUGGUCACGUUUACGACAUUCCUCUUCAACUGCGUGGAAUACGAUGUUCUCUUUGCCAACCGAGCUGUCAAUCAUACGGGACAGAGCAUCGGUCCUAUGGACAGGAACAAGGUUACCCUUCCUGAUGCUAUUUUGCCCAGCGAGCAGUGCACCGAGAGGAUUCAAGGCAACAGCUGGAUAAUCUUUCUCUUGAUAAUGGCGGCCAUUUUUUGGGUCUACCGGCUCGUGAAGGUGAUCUGCAAUGUGCUCAGCUACUGGGAGAUCCGGCAGUUUUAUAUCAAAGCACUGAAAAUACGCAUGGAUGAAUUGUGCAACUUCUCAUGGCAAGAAGUUCAAGGUCGCUUGAUUCACCUGCAGCGUGAGCAUCCCAUGUGUGUCCAGAAGAGGGAACUCUCCGAACUGGACAUCUACCAUCGCAUCCUCCGCUUCAAAAACUACACCGUGGCCAUGGUCAACAAGUCCCUGCUGCCCGUCAAACUAAACGUGCCGUUUAUGGGCGAAAUGAUUUUCCUCACGCAGGGCCUAAAAUACAACUUCGAGCUCAUACUAUUCUGGGGACCUCUGUCGCUUUUCCAGAACAAAUGGAGUUUACAUCCCAAGUACAAACGGGCGGCUAACCGUCAGGAUCUGGCCAAACAGCUCAGUCGUGUCAUACUUUUAACAGGCCUCGUCAAUCUCCUGUUAUGCCCGUUCGUGCUGGUGUGGCAGGUGUUGUAUGCGUUUUUCAGCUACGCCGAAGUCAUCAAACGGGAACCGGGCAGUUUGGGGGCACGGCGCUGGUCGCUGUACGGCCGCCUCUACCUGCGACAUUUCAACGAGCUCGAUCACGAGCUGCAGGGCAGGAUGGGUCGCGGCUACAAACCGGCCGCUAAGUACAUGAAUGCCUUCGUUUCUCCUUUGAUGGCGGUCCUGGCGAAAAACGUGGCUUUCUUCUCUGGUUCGGUGCUGGCCGUGCUCAUCGCCCUGACGGUGUAUGAUGAGGAUGUGCUGACCGUGCAACACAUUCUGACCGCCAUCACUGUACUGGGAGUGAUCAUCACCGUCACCAGGUCAUUUAUUCCAGAUGAACAUAUGGUGUGGUGUCCCGAGCAGCUGCUCCAGUGUGUUCUGGCUCACAUUCACUACAUGCCCGACCACUGGAAGGGUCAGGCCAACAAGAGCGAGACCCGUGAUGAGAUGGCACAGCUUUUCCAGUACAAAGCGGUCUUUAUCUUGGAAGAGCUCCUGAGUCCUAUAAUUACCCCCUUCAUCCUCAUCUUCCCCCUUCGGAGCAAGUCUCUCGAAAUCAUCGAUUUCUUUCGUAACUUCACCGUAGAUGUGGCAGGGGUGGGAGACAUAUGCUCAUUCGCACAGAUGGACAUCAGGCGCCAUGGCAACCCACAGUGGAUGUCUGAAGGUCAGACGGAGGCGUCCGUGUAUCAGCAGGCUGAGAACGGCAAGACUGAACUUUCACUGAUGCACUUUACCAUCAAAAACCCUCGCUGGCAGCCGCCACAGGAGAGCUCGGUGUUCAUCAGUCAUCUGAAGGAGAAGGUUCAACACGAUGCUCAGACAGGACCUUCUCCUCAACUUCUCCUGUCUGAAGCUCCUCUUUGCACAUCGCUGCUCUCCAACGAAUCCGCCACUGGCCCUGAUAACCUGUUAGCCAGCGUCUUGGCUCACCCUGUGCUCACCGCGUCCGGGCUGCCCGCAUGGAACCGGCAUUGUAUCCCGCAGAACAGCGCGGCCUCGGCUGCCGCCAGCGUCCUGGCAUCCCUGUCCACAUCCCAGCAGCCUCACGCCGGGCGUUCUCGCCCGCACGCUCAUCUGCCAUCCAGACAGCCCCAUGACAGCCCGAUGUACAACAGCGACCACACGCUGGGCGACAGCAUGUCUGCAAGUGAAUCCAAGAUCCUCAGCCAAUCGUCUUCAGCCCUGGCAUCUGAGUUUGCAUCGGCAGAGAUGAGCCUCCAUGCUAUUUACAUGCACGAGGUACAUCAGCAGAAGACCCAGCAUGCACCUGGAUCGUAUGCGCACCAGGAGUCUGUGCCAAUGAGGGAAAUGAGUGCCAACAGCGAUCCACAGCUACAGUCAGUCAGUAUGGUGUCGCCCAGUCCUCACCGCUUGGGUGGCUGGGCUGAAGAGGAAGAAGAGGUGGAUGAAGAAGAGAUCAACACCAGCCCUGUGCCGGAUCAGACCAGCAGAGGGAGCAGCUGAAGUGCCUUCAAACCUGUGCGUUGUUGCAUUUGUUUGUGGGAGGAAUGUUGUGGCCUUACUUUGGUUUAAAAUCUUCUGAACAAGCAUGCUGGACAUCACGAGAGCAUGCAAAUAAAAACGGCCCUUCAGAAGAUCUCGGUUCGUCCUGCACAGAGGAACAGUGUGUCGUACAGUAACGUCUGUACAGUAUGUCUGCCACCACCCCUUCCUCCACAUCUAAAUCUAUUUAAAUGUAAGACUGCCGUGUGUGUGCUGGAGUGUAUGCUAGUUUUCAGACCAGAGAUGUUGCUUUUUGUUUGUGCUAUGACAUGAACUGAUGUCAAGCAGACAGAUUACAUUGUUUUUACAGUAUUUAUUUCGAUUUCAUUUCUUUCAAGCAAAGUUUGUUUCAUGGGGUUUAGAGCAAACUCAUUUCUCGCUUCUCUGAUUUAGACGACGUUUUACAGCCAGGCAGUAUUUAUAUUUCAAGCAAUGCCAUUGCAGGGUUACGAAUUUUUACAGCUGUAUCAUCAGCGAACGCAGAAACAUAUUAGUGAAUGUAAAAUCAUGCCAGUUGCCUCUUCAUAAAAACAUUAUUUAAAGCUUUUUCCCUUAAAAGAUGUAAUAUAUUAAAUGUAAAAAAAUUAUGCAUUAAAAUUUUAUUUAAUAGAACACGCAGUUUGCUAACAUUUUUAAGUAUCUUUAAAAAAAUCUAAAAUUUAAAAAAGCCUAAACGUAGCAAUUGAUGAUUGAAGGGCAGACUCACAGUUUUUAAAUCAUUAAAUAAUAAAAAAUAUAUUGUUGCGCUGUCUAAAAAGUUGGUCGGUCAUUAAUUCAAUUCCAUCGGCAAUUAUGCAAACUACUUUAGUUUAAAUCAUCUGAUGAUCAUAUUACUGCAGUAAUGCUUUUUGCUAAAAAGAAUGAUUAUUUCAAGACAUGCUUUUUUUA
Messenger RNA from Misgurnus anguillicaudatus (oriental weatherfish), 3517 nucleotides. It is a transcript of the gene atg9b, whose product is annotated as autophagy related 9B. Gene Ontology annotation, biological process: piecemeal microautophagy of the nucleus; reticulophagy; autophagy of mitochondrion. Gene Ontology annotation, cellular component: phagophore assembly site; autophagosome. The record is from RefSeq and is a predicted model, not a curated record. Lineage: Eukaryota; Metazoa; Chordata; Actinopteri; Cypriniformes; Cobitidae.